Molecule: messenger RNA, 1865 nt
Organism: Thecamonas trahens ATCC 50062
Lineage: Eukaryota; Apusomonadida; Apusomonadidae
Exons: 3
Coding region: 1-1815 (604 amino acids)
Biological process (GO): response to oxidative stress; mitochondrial respiratory chain complex I assembly
Cellular component (GO): membrane
Source: RefSeq, a predicted model, not a curated record
AUGCCCAGAGUGGUCGACAAGGCGCGCCAGGCGCACAAGCUGGCGAGCCAUUACGCGGCACUGGCUGGGAAGGCAAAGACAGAGGGCGAAGAGGUGGCUGGUCAGGUGGCGGCACGCAACGCUCCGCUCCACGAUGUCUUCUCCCGGCUCUCUCAAGGCACACAGGCCGUGCUCCACGUCAUGAUCCACUACGGGCACUCGGUCGGCGACAUGGAGGCGACGCUGGCCACCUUUGCCGAACUCGUCACCACCAUCCGUGGCGAGUUGGAGACCGUACUGCAGGAUCUGGCGGCGACCAAGCUGGAGGACGGCCACACAGCCGGGCCUGGCCUCGCCUCGCUCUUCGACUUUGUCGACUCGGACUCGGUCUAUGGCUUGCUCGGCGAUCUGGACGUUCACUUUGCACACUUGCGCCGGCUGUAUGUCUUUCUCAAGCAGAACCUGCGGGUGGUGCAGGGCAAGCACGUCUCGUGCGUCCGAGCCCUGGAGGAUUCGUACACGCGCUGGGCCACCGAGUACCCGCGCAAGACCGGGCCCGAGAUGCGGACGCUGCUGGCCGCCAUGGACGCGGCUGCGGCGACGCUUGCGGCCGGCGAGCUCACCGUCAACGAGCACCUCGCCGCCGUCUCUGCGCCCGAUGCCCCGCUGACCGGCGACGCCGCCAAGGCCUCGCACGCCAAGGUCUCCGAAACCGUUCUUGCCAUGUACGAGGCCCACCACACGGUGCUCUCAGCCAAGGCCUCGCUUGAGCGCAUUCACGCUUCACAGGCCUCGGUCUUCACUGCAGGGGUCGAGCUCGCCGCCGCCCUGGUCGACCUCGAGCCUGAGCUCGCCUCCAAAAUCGCGCUGCUCGACAAUCUCGAGUUUCAGUUCUCGGACGGUCUGCAGAAGCUCAUCGCCACUUACUCUGAGCUGCACCAUCUCACGGCAUGGUACACCGCCUUUGCCGAGGCCUACGCCGAGCUCGGGACCGAGGCGCUACGAAGGCACGCUGCGCACACCCGCCUUCACGACUACAUCGCCUCUGUCAACACCACCCUCGCUGCCAUGGCCACCGAGGAGCGGGAAGCGCGCGCGCUAUUUUUCGAGAACUACGGCCGCUUCCUUCCUUCGGCGCUCUACACCCACACCGAUGAGCCGCAGUGGGGCGUGGUCCAGCUCACCGCGCCUUUGCCGAACCCCGGAGCCGCCAGCGUCACCGAGCCAAGCGAUCAGAUCGCCAGUGAGCCUGGCAAGGGUGGUCUUGCACUCGCGUCUGCACUCGACCCCGCCGCUGCCGCUGCGACUCUCGUUGCUGCACCAGCAUUAGCCGAGUGCGGACGGGAGUCGGCGACCGGGCGACGGCGGAACGGCACAUUUGUCGCUGAGACCAACAUGAACGCCUUGAGCAUUGCGCGCAACAUGCUCCGCAAGGGGCUGCCCCGCUCGCUCAAGGAGCUGUACUACUCAGGCACGGUCAAGGGAGGACGCUUUGUGGGCAAGGACCAGUUCGGUAACGAGUACUACGAGGACCUGGAGGACUUGUAUGGCAAGAACCGCUACGUGCUGUACGGCAACCCGGCCGAGAUGGAGGCGACAGCGGUGCCGGCCGAGUGGCACUCGUGGAUGUGCCAGAUGAAGGACACGCCGCCGUCGGCUGGCGCGGUUGUCGAGCGCAAGUUCUUCGAGGCCGAGCACACGCCCAACGGGACUGGCACUGCCACCUCGUACACGGCCACCAACUCGCUCGAUGGCGUCAAGAACGACACCGUCGAGGUCUGGCGCAAGGACUCUCCCACCGAGAUCAAGCCGCGCGAGUACCCGGCCCACUUCUGACUUGCCCCCCGAGCUCCAUCGCGUCUCGUCCGCCUCGUCUGUCACCCGCC